UGUGUGUGUGCGCGUGUGUGUCAGUCCGGGCUGCCGUGUCCCCGUGCUCCAGCAGGUGCUCUAAGAACAAAGUAGCCCUCCGUCCCACAUACCUGGUACACAGACGGUCAAGAAAGCCAAACUGAAGCAUUCAACAGGCUGGCAGGAGACUAACGUGGCCACAAGGAUUCAGGGAAAUGGCAGGAGAAAUUCAGCUCCCGAAGUCCAGCACGAACAGUCCGGCACCCACGCAUCACCAGCCCAAUGCCACAGGCAGCCCCGACAGCACCACGGAGAAGGUGACUCUAAAAAAGGAAAUAGGACUCGUCAGUGCAUGCGCCAUCAUAAUAGGUAAUAUUAUAGGAUCUGGUAUUUUUAUCUCCCCUAAAGGGGUCCUAGAACACAGUGGCUCGGUGGGACUGGCGUUAAUUAUCUGGGUCCUCGGAGGAGGGAUUUCGGCUCUGGGGUCCUUGUGUUACGCAGAGCUUGGAGUCGCAAUCCCAAAAUCAGGAGGUGAUUAUUCAUAUGUCACUGAGAUUUUUGGUGGGUUAACAGGGUUUUUGCUGCUCUGGAGUGCAGUUCUUAUUAUGUACCCGACGAGUCUGGCAGUCAUCGCAUUAACCUUCUCCAACUACGUCCUGCAGCCCGUGUUCCCGGAGUGCAUCCCUCCUUACGACGCCACCAGAGCCCUGUCUAUAGUCUGCUUGUUGUUACUGACCUGGGUGAACAGCACCAGCGUGCGGUGGGCCACGCGGAUCCAGGAUAUUUUCACUGCCGGCAAGCUGCUAGCAUUGGGACUUAUUAUAGUCUUGGGGUUCAUGCAGAUAUUUAAAGGAAAUUACGAAGCGCUCGUGCCUAGUAACGCAUUUACAUUCUGGAUGACUCCUUCGGUGGGGCAGCUGGCAUUGGCCUUUCUACAAGGUUCCUUUGCAUUCAGCGGAUGGAACUUUCUAAAUUACGUCACAGAAGAACUGGUGGAACCCAGAAGGAACCUACCUCGCGCCAUAUUCAUCUCCAUCCCCUUGGUGACAUUUGUCUAUACGUUUACCAACAUAGCUUACUUCACCGCCAUGACACCUCAGGAGCUGAUGUCGUCCAACGCUGUGGCAGUUACUUUUGGUGAAAAGCUACUGGGUUAUUUUUCUUGGAUCAUGCCUGCAUCAGUAGCGCUCUCCACAUUCGGAGGGAUAAACGGAUACCUCUUUACCUCAUCCAGGUUAUGCUUUUCUGGGGCCAGAGAAGGUCACCUGCCCAGCUUACUCGCCAUGAUCCACUUCAAAUACUGCACACCCGUUCCAGCUCUGCUUGUCUGCUGUGGAGCUACUAUAAUCAUCAUGCUUGUGGGGGAUACCUACACCCUGAUCAAUUACGUAUCGUUCAUUAACUACCUCUGCUACGGAGUAACAAUUAUGGGACUUAUUGUUCUACGGUUCAAGAAGCCCAAAAUGUUCCGACCAAUCAAGGUGAAUCUGAUCGUUCCGAUCACCUAUCUGGUAUUCUGGGCAUUUCUCCUGAUCUUCAGUUUUUACUCCGAGCCGAUGGUCUGUGGGAUCGGACUAAUUAUUAUUUUAACCGGCGUGCCCGUUUUUUUCCUGGGAGUUUACUGGAGGAAAAAACCACAGUGUAUAGAUAGAUUUAUUGAAUCUAUGACUUACUGUGGACAGAAAGUGUGUUACGUUGUUUACCCUCAGCCGGCCACUCCGGACGAAGACUUGAUUCCUUACGACGAGGAGUUUUGUGAAAAUGAAAAGUCUCUUAAAGCCCAAUGACCGAUGCUGAAAGUCACGCGCAGCAUUCUGUUUACAUGCUGAUUUUUUCGGAGAAAAAUGUAAAAUAAUAAAAAAAAAAAAACACACACAAAAGAACGUACUUGAACAGCUAGCGUUAUAGAGGAACGUUGAAAAUAAUGGCUCAU
Molecule: messenger RNA, 1894 nt
Organism: Spea bombifrons (plains spadefoot toad)
Lineage: Eukaryota; Metazoa; Chordata; Amphibia; Anura; Pelobatidae
Gene: SLC7A10
Product: solute carrier family 7 member 10
Exons: 11
Coding region: 177-1748 (523 amino acids)
Biological process (GO): D-alanine transmembrane transport; D-serine transmembrane transport; amino acid transmembrane transport
Cellular component (GO): membrane
Molecular function (GO): L-amino acid transmembrane transporter activity; neutral L-amino acid transmembrane transporter activity
Source: RefSeq, a predicted model, not a curated record